UUUAAUACACUGAUGGGAUUCAUAUAGCUUUACUUUUUAUUAAUUGAACAAUUAUGACUGUGGAUGCAGAUCUUUCAUGAUCAAUGUCUUUACUGAUUACAGUAUAUAUAUCUAAGGAUGUGAUAGCCCACGUCAGGUGACGUCAGUUUGAAUCUGUAAACAUGUGUGUUGACACACAAAACAGUAAGAAAUUGAUCAAAUAACAAAUAAACUUGAAUGUUGUAAUAAAACAUAAGAGAUUGUGGUGCAGAUCAAGCAUCUUGUCGGAAGAUAAAUAAAUCGGUCAAUAGUGGAAAUAUAAAAGGAAUUAUGUAUAAUAAAAAUUCAAGUAUUUAACAGAAGUUAAAAACUUGGCAUAUAAUAAUAUCUGCUUUCUGUGGUUCACUACCAGUAAAAAUGUGAUUCAGAUAUUUGAAUAAUGGGUUCUACACCCUAUGAUACUUAUAGAAAUAUAAAACAAAGGCUAGAAGAAGAGCCAGAGAAUAUUUCGUGGACAUUGCCUCGGAAAGUUUGUAUUCUAAAGGUGACAGGAAAAUUGGGCAUUAAAGUAAAAGUAUACGAGAGUAAAAUAUGUGAUAAGACCUAUGCAAUUGUGACAAGGGUGAAAGACGAAUGUCGGCUGAUACAGGGACACAAUUUGGCUGAAUAUGAACGAAUUAUUUCCAUAAACAACACCAAUAUUGAGACUUAUACAGAAGACUGUGUUCUUCACCUGUUACAAACUCAUCAACCUGAUGUAGAACUUCUUGUGUGUCGUUUAGACUUGAAAAGGUAUCGUGACCCAUCUGGAUCUUAUACAAGUGAAAUGUCUGGUCGGCCUUCAAUAAAGAUCAAGCAAGUCAAACCUGAAGAAAGUACAAACCAAAUAAUUUCUGCAGAAUCAUUACUCGAUUCGCUUGUUCCAGGACAUUUUUUAGAAGAUAGAAAUAUUUCUGUACCUGUUAUUAAUUCUCCGAGUGAGAUGAUGUAUAACCCAGAACCAUGUACCUGUAAUUCUCUAGAUUCAGCAACCAGGAAACCAAAACCAAAUAUUAACCCACAGGGUAAUACAGAAAUCUAUAUAAAAUAUCCCCACUGUGUCAAGUGGUCAUCAACUAAAACAAUAACACUCGAUAGAGGCAACAAGCAGAACUUUGGAUUUAAAUACAAAAUUAAACAGUGUACUUACCGACAAGAUGAUUGGUACACACUUGUUGUAGAAGUGAAGGAUACCCCUGCAGAAGGCAAGCUGAUGAUUGGUGAUUACAUCAGAUCUAUAAAUGGCCAGGCUUUGGCAACACCACAUGAGGCAUUCAAAAUGAUGGAUAAAUUGGAGGAUUCAAUAACAGCCAAGAUUGUUUUGCAGCGACCAGAAGAUGUUGUUGAAGAUUUCAGGGGCAAAAUACAACAAGCCAAAGAUAUUUGCAGUGCAAAGCAGAUAAAUCCUGCGAUUAAUGAACCUGAAAACAGGAAACCAAUGAGACAAAAUAGUUCCACAUCACAGAAAUCCACUGGUUCAGGAAAACUGUUCCCCGGUGAACAAAAACUGAUGGCAGUGCAUCCUUCUAAAACUGAGGCAGCUAAAACUGGCUUGAAAUAUAAACAAGCUGAUAACAAUACUCUAGUGUCGGGAUUAUUUAAUGUUGUUAGACCUGGAUCUAGUUGUUCAAAUUCUAACGAGUCCCAUAUGAACUUUUUAGAAAAUGAAAAACUUGUUGAUAACUCAGAAGUUCAUUUAAUUGUGCCAGAACCACCAGUAUUAAACAAUAACAAUCAAAUUUUGUCAGAGUUUCAAUCAAAUCGGAUAGUAAAACUACCGAAAAUUAGGAUAUUUAUAUGUGGCAAUGAGGCAAGAGCAUUAGCCAAAUUAUUAGUGCCGUCAAGUUUUUUAAAGACAGACACUAGCAGUGCACAUUGUUUGUAUGAAUGUGUUAAAUGUACAAUGGACAUGAGUAAAGCUGGGGAUGUUAGUUUUAUGCCUUGGUCAUCAUAUGACAAUUUGUUACAGUCAGAGGAAACUACAAGGUUACAUGCUAGUAAUGACUCUCUGGUCAAUGGGGAGGUAAACAAACAAAGAGAAGAGGAUUAUUUACAUAGAGGUGUUGUCAAUACAGAAAUAUUCAUUGUGCCAGAUGAGAAACUAUUUCAAUACGGAUGCCAUUACUUAUUUACAAGGACAAGUUUAUUUUUGCUGACAUUUAAUGGUGCCAAAGUUUUAAAUUCUGCUGCAGGAGAAAUUCUACGGUUACAAAAUUUGAUCCAUACUAUAAGAUGUUGUGUGGGGUAUGAUAGCAAUAUCUUUACAUAUGGUCUUUUGAACAGUGAACAAGCUGAUUUCAAAGACGAGGUUCAAACUUUAUUUUAUACAUCCUACGGUCAACAGAUACGCAAAUAUAGUGUGACGAUUCCUGAUUUAAUUAUAUCUGACGAAAAUUCUAAUCAGAUUCCAUCCAAAAUAUUGAAAAAGAAUGUAUGGAAAGCUGUAAGUGAAACAAUUCAGAAACAACCUGUGUCUAUUCUCUCUGUUGUUAUGAUGGCACAACUUGAAAGGCUGCGCCAAGAAGGAAAACAAAUAAUAACAGAAGAAGAAUUCACAAAAAUGUUCAAAAUGGCUGUACCAAAUGGUGAACCUAGUCUACAACAUGUUGUAUGGACUACCUUGAAGGAGUUUGGUGAAUUACUCUCUCCAAAAGCAGCACCUUUAAAUUUACCCAACAACCAGCAAAUGGAGAAGUUGCUAUUUAUAGAUCCCGAGAUAAUACUUCAGCAUGUCCAAGGCUUGGUUUGUAUACCACAAAGACAUUCCUCAAGCAGUGAUAUCACCAAACACUGGAUUAAACUUGUUGCUACUGGAAACAUAUCAAAAGAAGACCUUUUGUCAAUCAUAAGUUCUCAAUCGAUUAAUGCAGAGAAGAUAUUGAAUCUUAUGUUAGCAUUUGGCAUGAUUUUCAAACAUUUUAUUGAUCAAGAUGGCAUUGAACAGUACCUUUUUCCAUACUUUCUGUCAGAACAAGGGCAUAUAAACCAUCAAAGGACAGACCGGAGUAAUGCCUGUUUGUAUUUACAGUGUGUUGAUCAGACUCAUUUGUCCAGCAUGCAGUUUUAUCAGCUUGCCUUUAGUAUCAGUAAUCAGUCUGAUGGUAACAGGAUCUCGCUGACCAGUGCUAACUCAUGCACCCUACAUCACCAGGGUCAUGAGAUCACUCUGGUACAUCACAAAUUUCAGGACAGAAUGCAGAUAAUUAUUGGAAAAAGUGAAAGAAACAAGAAGUUACAUUAUAUAUACCAAUGGUUAUGUGAUGUUUGUCAUGCUGCCCUACCACCUGAAGUUCAGUAUGUUUUAGGUCCAGAAUGUCCACUUCAGGAGGAUUGUGAGGUGAAAGGAUCAAAGACCAGCAUGCAUGUAGUGGACAUUUCAAGUAGGAGGUCUAUUUUAUGUAAAACAACAAGGAUUGAUAAUCACAAGGCUGUAAGAAGAUGGCUACAGGAUCAGAGCACAGAACCAAAAGUUUAUAUAAAAGAUUUGCCAUACAAUGUGUUCCAUAAACUUUUUACCUAUCUGCAGUGUGCGACAACUCUUGGGCAGGAUUGGAAAGGUUUAGGAGGAUUACUUGGAUUAUCAAUAAAUGAUAUCAAUGUUUAUGAAACAAAAAAAGAUCCUGCGAUGGUUCUUCUAUUGGAUCAGGAUCAAACCAAUAGAUUGACAGUCCAUGAGUUAAUAGAAUUAUUGGACCAUCCAGAUAUGAAAAGAAAAGAUCUCAUAGAACUGUUACAGAAUUGGUUAGAUAGCCGAAAUAGAUAAUCCCAACUCAUACAUCAAGACAGACAACUCUUACUUCACCUGAUUCAUUCAUAUGGAGUUUACACUUGAACAUCGAAACCAAAUACUGAUACAGUUUUGAAGGAACCCAAUGUCAUCUUACUGCAGAUUGAUUAUUAUUUGUUUGAUACCAAUUUUCAAUCAUUUAUCCACGACAGUACAAUUUUUCCUCAACCCAUGAGAAUUGGUGACCACAAAAAUAAAUGAAUCUACAGUAUUUCAAACUAAUGUUUGAAUUAUAAAUGGUAUAUAAAUUUUUACAAGAAGAAAUGAUUGAUAUUCAGACUUUUUAUUAUAUUUCUAAAAUAUGUAAAAAUCCCAAUGAUAUUGUUACUAAAAAGAACAAGGAUAGAAAAAAAUUAUAAGAUGUCUUUAGUUAAGUUAGUUUGAUUUUAUAACUUUGGACAAUGAUUGCACUGGGCAUCUUUUUUGAAUAAGUAUAGCACAUUUUGCAAAGCUUCAUGACAUGAUUUAUUCAAACAUUUAUUGAGAUUACAUUAUUUAUUCUUUGAAUAUCUCUCAUUUACCAAAAAAUAAUCUUAUGUUUUACUGGACUUUGUAAUUUUUGUGAAUAUUUUAAUAGUAUGCAAUUUUUGAACAAUGCAGUGUAAAGUGUUUAUAUAUUUAUUAAAUAGAAGGAAUGUGUAUGAUAUGAUUGAACAGUUUCACAUACUAUAGAUUAUAUGGAUUUAUAUUAGAUGCAUACAUAAUAUGAAAUGCUUGAUAUAGAAAUUCUGUAUAUUUUUCAUGUCUCUUCUACGAUUCUAAAUUGUGAAGUAGCUAUUGAAUUUUUAUAGUGAUAAAGUCAUAGUAAAAUAGUGAAUCAUCAUGAUUCUUAUAAUUUUAUUUCUUUGUUUUUUUACUUUUACAAGUUUAACCAACCACUUUAGAAUUGUACACUUUAAUAAUAAAAAAAAUCACUAAAGUUAGGUCAUACAUGUAUUAAAAAAGUUAUCUUGUUCUUAGAUACUGGAUUUUUUAGAAAGUGUAUUGUAUAUACAGACAAAUUUCUGACCUCCUUUGGUGUCGUUUCUGAACUAGAAAGAUGAGAUUUAUAUAUAAGUCAAAUUGAAUAAGGACUGGUGUAAUACCUAGUGUUUUGAGAUGAUUUUGAUCCAGACUUGCUUUAAUCUAUAUUUUGAUAUUGCUUUUGGAGGAACCUAUAAUUAUAGGUUUCAUAACGAGUGAGAGUUGGAUAGCACUUGUAUCAACUCCAGUCAUUUAAUUUCAGUAUAAUGAUAAACGAGCCUUUGGAUAGUUUAUUAUUACUAUUUAAAUAAAAUAAAGAGAGUUGAUAUGAAUUGAUAGCCAAUUCUAACCAUUUGUGAAACCUAUUCUUUUGCACAUACCAGUUUGAUGUCAUAUGUCCUGUUCCGACAUCAAACUUCAACAUCAGACAUUUUAAAACUUUUUGUAUGCUUCAGAUUGUAAUAAAAUUAACAAAAAGAACAUUUUCAGGUAAAAAGUGUGAGUGUUUAGUGUCGCAAUAUCCUUUCAUGAUGCAUAUAAGCCAAUCAAAUUAAAGCAUUUUUGGUAUCACUUUCGUGGAGAAUUGAUAACAGGCCACAACCAUGAGAGAAUGUAUUUUUGUAAGCUUUUUGUUUAUUUAUUAAUUGGACAGUCCCUAAGAAAAUAAUUCUGCUGUUAUCUGAAAAGCAUAUUUUUUGGUUCUGAAAUAAACUGCUGAAUAGAUUUUUUUUGUUUUUAUAUAUAUUUUAUGCAUGUUAAUUACUUAAGGGCAAACUCUUGUUUUUAAUAUCUGUUGUAUAAAAAGUUUAUAGUAGUAUUAAAUUAGGAUUACCAUUAUUUGUGUAUGUAAGGCCAAGGCAAAACAAAUAAUGACCAUAGAACAGACAAAAAUAAUGAUGUUAAAACCAAAGUUCACAGGGCAUUAUCAUAUCGUGAAGAAAAUCAAUUAAAACAAGGACAAUAUUCAUUUGUGGUUCAAAUAGUGGUUGAAUUUUUUGCACAUUUGAAAUUUUGAGAAAUGAUCUGAGAAAUUGAAAUUGUCUGACAUUAUGAGAUGUACAUGUAUAGCUAUGUAAAAUGAAUGUGCAAUAUAUAUUGUUAUUUUUAGUUUGAGUUAACAUAGUCCUGCAUCAACAUCACUCAUUAUGUCAAAAGAAGGGUUUUCUCACAUGUAAAAGACAAUAAUAUUUAGAAAACCAAACUCUUUUUCUGUAAUUGUCAGAUAAGACUACUCUAUAUUAAUACUUAGUAUAGAUGAUAUAAAUUAAUCUAAACUAACCAUAUGUGUCUCUCACAAAUGUUCUGUUCAGAAUUGUUUGAUGGGAUGUUUAACAAAUCUUGUACAACUGGAGCAGUUAAUCAAAAUUGAUACAGCAAACAAUUUACCCGUGUUUUACAUAAAAGAAAUUACAAAAUAGUAAAAUGAAAAGAAUAAUUUGGAUAUACACCAAUGAGACCGCAACCUAAUGACACAAAAACACCUAGAGGUAAACAUUGUCUUUAUCAAUAGACAUAUGUGUAUGUAGUCUGUUAAUUGAUGCAGCAACCUAAUGACACAAAAACACCAAGAGGUAAACAUUGUCUUUAACAAUAGACAUAUGUGUAUGUAGUCUGUUAAUUGAUGCAGCAACCUAAUGGCACAAAAACACCAAGAGGUAAACAUUGUCUUUAACAAUAGACAUAUGUGUAUGUAGUCUGUUAAUUGAUGCAGCAACCUAAUGGCACAAAAACACCGAGAGGUAAACAUUGUCUUUAUCAAUAGACAUAUGUGUAUGUAGUCUGUUAAUUGAUGCAGCAACCUAAUGACACAAAAACACCUGGAGGUAAACAUUGUCUAUAUCAAUAGACAUAUGUGUCUGUAGUCUGUUAAUUGAUGCAGCAACCUAAUGACACAAAAACACCGAGAGGUAAACAUUGUCUUUAUCAAUAGACAUAUGAAUUUAAAUUUGAUUUGUAAUUUUAAAAUUUUGACAAAUAAAAGAACACUUCAGUGUGUCAUAUAAACUUGAAAAUACAAGAGUUGUACUUAUUUUACUAUUGUUGUAAAUGGCAUGUACAUUUAUCUCAUUUUAGAAAUCCAACAUCAUAAGUAGUGUAUGAUAUAUUAAAGUUUUAUUUUCUUUUACAUUUGUGUAUUUAUUUUGUUACAGGAUAUCAAAAUUGCAUACAUAUAUAUAUAUAUUUGUUUUGAUUUGUUUAAUAAAAUUUAUGUCAAAGUU
Molecule: messenger RNA, 6987 nt
Organism: Mytilus californianus (California mussel)
Lineage: Eukaryota; Metazoa; Mollusca; Bivalvia; Mytilida; Mytilidae
Exons: 10
Coding region: 419-3781 (1120 amino acids)
Biological process (GO): signal transduction
Molecular function (GO): protein binding
Source: RefSeq, a predicted model, not a curated record